This is a messenger RNA of Megalobrama amblycephala (Wuchang bream), 1542 nucleotides long. RefSeq names its product RAB38c, member of RAS oncogene family (gene rab38c). NCBI's taxonomy places the organism in Eukaryota, Metazoa, Chordata, Actinopteri, Cypriniformes, Xenocyprididae. The coding region runs from base 540 to 1181 and encodes 213 amino acids. The transcript has 3 exons. Gene Ontology annotation, biological process: endosome to lysosome transport; phagosome-lysosome fusion. The record is from RefSeq and is a predicted model, not a curated record. Gene Ontology annotation, molecular function: GTPase activity; GTP binding. Gene Ontology annotation, cellular component: Golgi apparatus; lysosome; late endosome.
GUGAACUAACUCUUUAAAUUUUAAUCAAAACAUUUUUAGACGGGGCGUGGCUCUGACGCUGCGUGAGUUAAUGGGCGUGGCUUUCCAUCAUCACUCUAUACUUGACAGUAUCUGAAGAAGAAGCUGAGUUCAUCUGUGGCUUUUACCAGUUCUUUUCUUUGGAGAAAAACACUUCAGUUAUACAUUUCUAUUCACGUUAUUAAUUUUUAUUAUUAUUAUUUUUUAAAUACGUUCAGUUUGUUUUCUUUCUCAUAUGUGGAACUAAAUGGGAAGGUAAAGCGUGUAACAACCUGUGCUUGUGUUUAGUGAGAAAGACGAGCACCGUUUCGAAGUAACAUGACAGCUGUUUGACCUAACUUUUGAGCAUUAUUAUAUAAACUUUUUAAGAGCGCGUGCCUCUUACAAACUGUAAUCCUUCAACAAUGAUCAAUGGAUAAGCUGUGAUAGCCUACAUAAGACUACUCAUGUGCUACAAACUGUACAAAAAGUAGGUCAGUGCGUUUAUGAUCCGGGUGUUUAUUUGCUGUUUUUAAGUUACCAUGCAGAAAGAACAUUUGUUCAAAGUUCUAGUCAUCGGAGACCUCGGAGUUGGAAAAACGUCAAUAAUCAAGCGAUACGUUCAUCAGAUAUUUUCUCAACAUUAUCGCGCGACUAUUGGAGUGGAUUUUGCUCUUAAAGUCCUUCACUGGGACAGUCAGACGGUGGUCCGGCUGCAGUUAUGGGACAUAGCAGGACAGGAACGCUAUGGGAACAUGACAAGGGUUUACUAUCGGGAGGCCGUGGGAGCCCUCAUAGUAUUUGACGUGACCAGAGCCUCCACGUUUGAUGCGGUGCUGAAAUGGAAAGACGACCUGGACAUAAAGGUCACUCUCAGCAAUGGCAAACCUGUCCCAGCUGUGCUUCUAGCCAACAAGUCUGACCAAUCACGUGAAGGGCUGCGGUCCCAGAUUCCAAAGCUUGAUACGUUCUGCAAAGAGAAUGGAUUUGUGGGAUGGUUUGAGACCUCUGCAAAGGAGAACACAAACAUUGAGGCUGCAGCUAAAUGUCUGGUGGAGCACAUUUUAGCCCAUGAGGAGAACAUCAUCAACAACACAGACCCAGAUGUGGUGGCCCUCCCCGGGUACAACAACAACACCAAAGAACGGGUCCGAGGCAGAUGCACGGCGUGUUCCAAAUUCUAAACACAGGACGAUUGAAUGUCAGCGAGAAAGAAAUGAAAACAUAUAGCAGAUUUAAAAGGACUCAGCCUUUUGAUGAUACCCAAAACAAUGAGAUUCAUCUUGGCAAGACAAGAAUUGCAACAAAAUGGCGGAGACUGUGAAGAAGGAUUGUGCUGAUUAUAUGUAGCGUGAAAUCUCACAUAAUUAGACACUGUGUUGGAGGCGCUUCACUCAUCAGUGUUCUGUUUACAGGUGAAUGCUCUGCGAUUUUAGCCAGACUCAAGUCUAGGUCAAAUAUGCAUUUCUUAAUGUGUUUAUGUGUGGACACUUUGUAAGCAUGUAAUAUUUAUUAAAAAGUGGCCUCUGAUUCAGUUAAAUAAGA